AUGUCUACGGCCGAUUCAAACAAAAACCACCUCGUGGCUACCUGGCUGAGUGCGUGCGUCAAGCACAUAGAUAUUGCAACCCGGUCUUCGCUUCUCCGUUGGUGCUGAUCAGGUGUAGUUUACGGGCGCCGAGAGUCUAGUCGACGUUGCUCCAGCGCGCCGCAGCAGCACUUUCCGGCCUCGCGCGCGAGGGAGCGGCGACACCAUGUCCACUCCAUCGCCGCCGAUCACUCCGGUGUCCCCGCCUGCACCGGAGCCACCGAUUCCCACGCCGCCGCCGCCCACGCGCUCACCGCCGCCCACGAGCUCGCCGCCGCCGCCCACUCGCUCACCGCCGCCGCCCACGUCCUCGCCGCCGCCGCCGCCCGUGCCCUCGGAUCCGCCGCCGCCCAUUCCGUUGCCGCCCACGUCUGCGCCUACGCCGUCCCCUCGUCCUCCUCCACCGCCGCCGCCGCCCAUUCCGUUGCCGCCCACGCCUGUGCCUACGCCGUCCCCUCGUCGUCCUCCUCCGCCGCCGCCAGUGAAUUUCCCUCCGCCACCUCCACCUCCAAGCCCGACACCAUCCCCGCAGCCAGUUACGCCGUCCCCUCCUCCGCCAGUGACCGUGCCAACGCCAUCUCCUCCUCCGCCAGUGACCGUGCCAACGCCAUCUCCUCCUCCGCCGAUCACCGUGCCAACGCCAUCUCCUCCUCCGCCUGUACGUCUGUCGCCUCCUCCCAACAGGGUCCCAGCAUCACCGCCUCCUCCUAAUGGUGUCCCCCCAUCGUCACCAGUGCCUCUGCCGCCAUAUCAGUAUCUGGCUCCUCCUCCGCCGCCCCCGUCGCCAGAAGCGCCGUCAACACCGUCCUCCUCUCCGUCGUCAAAGACCAGCAUCGCUGUGGGCGUGGGAGUGGCCGUCGGGGCGGUGGUCCUACUCGGCCUCGCUGCCGGGCUAUUCUGCUUCUUUGUAGCACGGAAGAAGCGGCGCCGGUCACGGCCGCCAUCAGGCGAGUUCUACGACCCGCGGCGGCCGGUGACGCCGCCGCACCUGUCGCACGCGGUGUCGACGACACCCUCGUCGACGCCGCCGCUGAUGCACUCGUGGCAGAGCAGCCGCGGCCCGUCCGAGUCCCCGCUUCCGCCCCUGAACCCUUCGCCGCACAUGGCCACUGGCGGCACGUUCGCGUACGACGACCUGGCGGCGGCGUCGGACGGGUUCUCCGACGGGAACCUGCUCGGGCAGGGCGGGUUCGGGCACGUGUACCGCGGCACGGUGGGCGGGCAGGAGGUGGCCAUCAAGAAGCUGCGCGCCGGGAGCGGGCAGGGCGACCGCGAGUUCCGCGCCGAGGUGGAGAUCAUCAGCCGGGUGCACCACAAGAACCUCGUCUCCCUCGUCGGCUACUGCAUCCACGGCGAGCAGCGGCUGCUCGUCUACGAGUACGUCCCCAACAAGACCCUCGAGUUCCACCUGCACGGGAGCGGCAGGCCGACGCUGGACUGGCCGCGGCGGUGGAAGGUCGCCGUCGGCUCGGCGAAGGGCCUGGCCUAUCUGCACGAAGACUGCCAUCCCAAGAUUAUCCACCGUGACAUCAAGGCGGCCAAUAUCCUUCUGGAUUACAACUACGAGCCAAAGGUUGCAGAUUUUGGGCUGGCCAAAUACCAAGGAGCAGAAACAACCGCUAUUUCUACGCGCGUAAUGGGAACUUUUGGAUAUUUGGCGCCAGAAUAUGCUGCCACCGGCAAAGUUACUGACCGGUCUGACGUCUUCUCCUUCGGUGUAAUGCUUCUGGAACUGAUCACCGGGAGGAAACCUAUUAUGCAAUCCUCAGAUUAUCAGCCCGAGACAUUGGUUUCUUGGGCUAGGCCAUUGCUGACUAAAGCUGUCGAGGAGGAAAACUACGACGAGCUGAUCGAUCCGAAGCUGGAGACGGCCUACGACGCGUACGACAUGGCGCGCCUGGUCGCGUGUGCCGCGGCCGCCGUGCGCCAGACCGCGCGGUCUCGCCCGCGGAUGAGCCAGAUCGUCCGGUACCUGGAGGGCGAGCUGUCGCCGGAGGACCUGAACGCCGGCGUGAACCCGGGGAAGAGCGCGAUGCAGCGUUCGGGUGGUGGCACGACGGACCAGAUCAGCCGGCUCCGGAGGAUGGCGUUCGGGCCGGGCGCGGGUGCGGGCUCUGGGACCAUCACGGAGUACACGAGCAGCGAGUUCAGCGAGCCCACCAGCGAGUACGGGCAGAACCCGUCCAGCGAGUACACGGCCAGCAGCGCGGGCGAAACGGGGGAGAUGGCGGCGGGCGCGCAGGCGCAGCAGGGAACCCGCAGGCGCCAGGCCGGUGACACCGAGAGGAUGAGCCGGCGCACCACCAUCAGCAGGCAGGCCGGCCGUGACACCUGAACUUAUUCAUUGCACGUGUACCUGCGCGUGUCAAGGUUCUUCUACUCUGCCACAUGUGGGGUGGGGAUCGGUUUUUAUUUCUUGUUUCUUCCACAUUCGUUCUUUGGGUUUCGGAUUCGUGCAAUUCUUGGCAGGAUGGGAAUUUCAAGUUGUAAGUUGCAUGCAUGUGUAUUGCUACUCGAGGUAAAUAAAGGUCUAAAAUGUGAAUCGUUUCAAGUCACCGAAAA
Phragmites australis (common reed) is the source of this 2601-nucleotide messenger RNA. Its product is annotated as proline-rich receptor-like protein kinase PERK1. Gene Ontology annotation, biological process: protein phosphorylation. The record is from RefSeq and is a predicted model, not a curated record. The transcript is spliced from 8 exons. Lineage: Eukaryota; Viridiplantae; Streptophyta; Magnoliopsida; Poales; Poaceae. The coding region runs from base 206 to 2374 and encodes 722 amino acids. Gene Ontology annotation, molecular function: ATP binding; protein kinase activity.